Psylliodes chrysocephalus is the source of this 5113-nucleotide messenger RNA. The record is from the annotation of a GenBank genome assembly. Lineage: Eukaryota; Metazoa; Arthropoda; Insecta; Coleoptera; Chrysomelidae.
CACAGUACCCCAACGUAGUACCUUAUCUUUAGCAGUACCACCGCUAGACGGACGACUUACUGGCAAUCGUAGGAAGAGGCUUAAGACACUUAAGACGACAGGUGCCCCGUUCAAGAUCGAGAAGUAGUAGGUACCCUUUUUAGUGAGCAGUUUGCAGACGUGAUCGCUUUGACAAUAAGACAUUAAAUCGGUGGAUUUGAAUUUUUUUCGUUAACAUGCGAGGUUUGUGCAUUUAGUGUUGGGUUUUUUGCCUUUUGUGUGAGUGCGUGCGUGAUUUUUUUUUUAACCAAAGUGCACCCUAUGGGAUUUUACUUUUGUUGUUAUAAUACUUCUAAAAGAUCCUUCGAAUGGCGUCCAUAUUCAGGAUAGCAUAUUCGAUAGUACUACUACUUUAUUUGCCAAAGAUCGAAGCUCAAGGACUGUGCGAGGUGGAGAAUGGAGCGUCUAACAUAAUUCUAGAUAUAGAAGAAAGUAGAGGAACAUCAAUUAGUCAAGAAACUGUUCCUGCAGAGUUACCAAUAUCAGGGGAACCCAACGUAGAUGUAUUUCUGGAUCUAUCUUUUCCCAAAGGCGUACCACUAUUUUUCCUCAACGGGAAAAAACUACAGCUGCUCUCUCCGAUAGAUAGGGACGAGAACAACCUUUCACAUAUUGUGUUCCAGUUAAUUUGUACUGUAAAAUCGACUCACAAAAAGAAGACUAUUCCUGUAAUCGUAAGACUGACUGACAUUAAUGAUAAUGCCCCUCAAUUCAUUAAUACGCCAUAUGAAACCACCAUCUCAGAGUUGACACCCGUAGGUACGACAAUAUUCCAAAAUAUUGUGGCUAAAGACAAAGACACAGGAGUUAACGGACUUGUUGAAUAUUCAAUUGUAAAAGCCGAUCACUUGCCACCAGACGACGACGGUAUAGGAAAAAGGCGGAUUCACAGCGAAGACGGCUAUGGGUAUUUCGCCAUUAAUUUGCCGCAUCAAGGACAAGUGACUGUCAACAGGACGCUGGAUUUCGAAAAAACUCAACGGUAUUAUGUCACCUUAGUCGCUACGGAUAGAGCUAGAGAUCCAUCUCAAAGAUUAUCAUCCACCACGACAUUAACUGUAAACAUCAAGGAUGAUGACGAUCUGCCACCUUCCUUCAUCUACAAGAACUGCAUGCUUCUGGAUGGUACCUGUAUUAAUCCAGAGUACACCGCAUCGGUUUCCAGUGGCGUACUCCAGGGCGUUCUCAACAUUUCUCCCGAAAAAAUCCAAGCCGUCGAUAUGGACACCAUCAAUUCUCCCAUACGAUACUCAUUCAUCAGUGGCGUACCAGAAACGUACAGUGAUUAUUUUAGAAUUGACGCCGAUUCUGGUCAGGUGCAUCAAAUCAAACCUGUUGACACUUCUACGACUAAGAAAUUCAGCAUAAUCAUCAAAGCUCAAGAAGAUUCAGGCGCCAAGAGAUCAACAACAGCUAAAUUAACCAUCACCGUCAAACCAGUUGACGCUCAUCCACCAGACAUAGAGCUGACUUCGAAAGAGGGAUUCGUCAAAGAAAAUUCACCUAUCGGCAAAAAAGUUAUGGAUUCUAAAGGAAAUCCUAUUUCCGUACGCGUGGAUGAUAGAGAUUUUGGUCCCGAAGAUACCAAGCCGGGAUACACGUUCGAACUAACCACCCCAUACUUCGCCAUUGACAAAGAAAACUACCUGGUGGUCAACGAUAACAAUUUGGACAGGGAUCCGCCCAAUCCAGGAAAGUUCAAAUUUCAAAUUGUUGCAAGAGAAAAACACGGUAUCGCCGCAAGUGCCCCGAUGUCAGUGACAGUACACUUGUUGGACGUCAACGAUAACCCUCCAGUAUUGCCAAUUAUACCACCCGUAUCAGUACCUGCGGGAGAGGUUAAAAGAGUUGUGACUACGAUACAGGCGACGGAUAAUGAUGAAGGUGAAAACUCGGUCGUAACCUACUCAAUUUACCACGUCUCCAACAACGGCAACAACAAAUUCACCAUCAACCCCAAAUCGGGUGUCAUAGAAACCGUUGGAAAAUUAAACGCCGGUGAGCAGUACAGUCUGACUGUCCAAGCAACUGACACUGGUGGUUUGUACAGUCAGGCUAUCGUCGAAGUCACCAUAAGUCCCGGUCCAAACACGCAAGCUCCUGUUUUCGAACAGUCUAUUUACGAUAUCGAAGUCAGCGAAGGGGCUACCAUCAAUUCGACCAUCGCUACGAUAAUGGCCACAGAUCCUGAAGGAGAUCCAGUAACAUACUCUAUAGUGUCUGGAAACGACUUAAGACAGUUUGCUAUUGGUUCAAAAAGUGGCAUUAUCACUAUUAUUAGGCAAUUGGAUAGAGAAGACUUAAACAGAUACCAAUUAGUUAUCAAAGCAGAAGAUGCAGGAAAACUUUCCAGCACGGUGAGAGUUAACAUCAAAGUAACGGACAUCAACGAUAAAAAUCCCGAAUUUGUCGGUGAUCCGUACCAUUUUAAAAUUAAAGAAGGUCUAAAUAAAACUUCGGUAGGAUUCGUAAAAGCCACGGACGCCGACGAGGGUGCUAAUGCUAAAGUCACUUAUUUUAUACCGACAGAUUUACCGUUUGAUAUUGAUAACGAAACCGGAGAAAUUACAACAAACAGACCACUGGAUUAUGAAAAACAGAAGGAGUACCAGUUCGUUGUCACGGCUAAAGAUGGAGCUCCGGAUCCUAGAAUAGCAACUGCAACGGUUUCUAUUGAGGUACUAGACGUUGAAGAUGAAGUGCCGGUAUUUAUUGUACCUAAAUAUGAAGCUACAGUACCAGAAAAUGUGCCUGACUACUUCGUUACUAAAGUCCAGGCCAGUGAUCCAGAUACAGUGAAAAAAAUAACAUACGUCAUCCAUCAAGGACCAACCGAUCUUUUCAGGAUAGAGGAAAAUACCGGCUCCAUUUAUACAACUAGAGGACUUGAUUACGAAAGAGAAAGUCAACACAUUUUAAUAAUUGGUACUUUGGAAAAUAUGUCUAAUAAUAAUGGCAGUACUACCAAAGUAAUAGUAAACGUUGAGGACCGCAAUGACAUUCCACCAGUUUUCACGAUAAUACCCCACCCCAUAACGUUAGAAGAUGACGUAGCUAUUGGAACAGUAGUUACUACGCUUGUUGCCACUGAUUCUGAUGGUACUUCCCCAGGAAAUAAGGUCAGAUACGAACUUGUUGGUAGAGGAAAAGCCGAAAAAUACUUCCAAAUUGAUCCGGACACCGGAGUUUUACGAGUAACUAACGAUUUGAAAAAAGAAAUUGACACUGAAUACCAAGUUGACGUACGAGCUUUCGAUAUGGGCGACCCCCAACUGUCAUCUGUCAUUACGGUUGACGUUUACAUUCAACAUGUGGCGACCGUGGCACCGGAAGUAGGUCUGCGGUUCGCUGAUACUUCGUACAGCUUCCAAGUACCGGAGAACGCCACGGUGGGUUACAAAAUUAAGACGCUGACGAUUGUUAACAGUCAAACGCACGGUACAAACAUACCUUUGAAGUGUCAAAUAGUGUCUGGCAAUAAAGAAGGUAAAUUCUUCAUCAACGUAACGGAAGACCGCAAUUGCGCUCUCUAUCUAAACAGCACCCUCGACUACGAAACAGAAGAAUCCUACCAAUUCGAAGUAGAAAUCAUGUCGUUGAAAGGCUUCAUCAACAAAGAAUUCGCCGUGGCUCAAAUAACCGUAAACGUACUUGACGUCAACGACAACGAACCAUUCUUUAUCUACCUUUCGGGUGAUUAUCAAAAAUACUACGCCGCCAUCUCUGAUUCGUCUCCGAUAUCGUCGACCGUAUUGCAGGUCAAGGCCGACGAUAAGGACAGUGGGAAAUACGGGAAAAUUCAGUAUUCCAUAGCGGGAAAUUUGAGCGAAGAGUUCUUUAAAAUAGAUUCGUCGACCGGAAUCGUAAAGACGAAGAGGUCCUUUGAAGAUGUUGAUAUAACUAUUUUACCCAUUAGGUUCGAAGCUCUUGCCAGAGAUAAUCCCAAUUCAACGACAGACUUCUUCGAAAUAAGAACCCAAGUAGUGGUAAACCUGAUUUCGCAAAUAAAUCGACUCAUCCUGGUGAUUGGAGAUGCUAAACCUGACAUGGUCCAAACCAAACUAGACGAAAUUACCAGAAUUCUUCAAGAACAGUCUGGAUUGAUAGUUGGUAUUGAAAAAUUAACGUCCAGGGAAUUCGUAGGAGGGAAUAACACUUUAGAGACUGAUCCAGCUGCUACUGAUGUCUGGUUUUACGUUAUCGAUCCAGAAACUGAUGAGAUAUUAAGCAGAAACAGUUCAUUGGUUAAAAGAUCUAUUAUUGAAAAAUCAGCGAUGGCCAAUAUAACCUUCGACAUUACCAGUCAAAUCAAGCAUACAGCUAUAAACAUACACGAACCUCUGGCUAUACAAAAACCGAAAAAAACUGCCAUUGCAUCUUUCAAUACUGACAUAUUUCCUUACGCACUAAUAGUGGUCGGUAUAAUCAUUGGUGUUUUGGGCCUUGUUGGAAUCAUAUACAUUUGCAUUUCAUGGUCAAGGUACAAAUCAUACAAGGAGCAAAUGCAACGGCAGUACACAGUUCCUUCUAGUCCCACCAGAUACGAUACAGUCUACGUGGAACCUAACCUCAAAGAAUACGAAACGCAAGUACUGCAAAUGUGCGUACCGGUCGAUGACCAAGAAGACUUCAACGAUUUGCACUUAGAUUUCAGCAACAAGAAUCACACAUUUUCUUUAGAUAAUGUUAGUUAUAUAGGAAAGGAUAGUAAUCUUAAGAAAUAUGGACAACAAAGUCCAGUCAGUAGUGAAUCGGCUACAACAGCCAGAGCUUCUAGUGUAGGGGACUCCCAUAUUUUAAAUAAAAAUGAUCAUUCUAGGAAUGAUCAUAUGUAUAGAUCUUCAGACGAAGAUGAAAUGAACGCGAGUCCAACCAACGAUAACGUAAUGUUUAAAGAAAAGAAAGACUAUUUGAAUUUAGGAUUUACCUACGAUCAUUCUCCUGUAGAAACGACGACAGAACUGUAGAUAUGUAUUUUUAAGGAACCCUGUAUAGUCGUAUUAAGUAAAACUAAUUUAUAUUAUGUUAAAUAAUUAUUAUUUUAAACGAGUUUUUAGCAAUAAUGUUUUUAUUA